Messenger RNA from Neodiprion fabricii, 1797 nucleotides. RefSeq lists its product as uncharacterized. NCBI's taxonomy places the organism in Eukaryota, Metazoa, Arthropoda, Insecta, Hymenoptera, Diprionidae. The record is from RefSeq and is a predicted model, not a curated record. The coding region runs from base 1 to 1797 and encodes 598 amino acids. The transcript has a single exon.
AUGCCCGUCACGGCGAGUUCACUAAUCGCAACACAACACGAUUUGUUUGGGUAUAUAAGUCGAGCUGUCAUAAAUCUCGAGAAGCUCGAAUCGAAGAAGCGAACACCCAUACACUGUCAAACACGAAUAGAGGCUCUUGAAAACAAUUGGAAAAAAUUCCAAACAGCUCACGAACAGCUGACAACGAUCGAGCCCGAAAAAAGGGCAGAGCUUCCGUACUAUUCAGAUGAUCUCUAUGCUACAUGCGAGGAAGCAUUUCUCACUAAUAAGGCAGACAUGCUCGUGAUUAUCAAAUCGUGGAGAGGCCCGGAGCCCCUUGCUCACGACGGAGCGCCGGGGAAUGCCCUUACUUCCCGACAACUACCGCGUAUAAAUUUACCGAAAUUUUCCGGGUCGUGUAAUGAAUGGACAGAAUUUCACGAUUUAUUCCAAGUAAUGGUCGGUCAGAAUCAGGACAUUUCCAAUGUGGAAAAACUGCAGUAUUUCAAAAUGAGCCUGACAGGAGACGCGUCCUUGCUCUUAAAAAAUAUUUCCGUCUCUGGGGACAACUUUGGGCGCGCCUGGGAAACUCUUGUUAAUCGGUACCAAAAUAAACGCGUUCUGAUCGACGCCCAUCUCGCGAUAUUAUUCUCGACGCGCCGUGUAAAUAACGAGUCAGCUGUCGACUUAAAGCAGCUUUUGAACGACACGAAAGACGCUCUCGGGGCGCUUAAAUCCCUCGGUAGUCCAAUUGAAUAUUGGGAUCAUAUUCUCGUGUACAUGACAGCGCGAAAACUAGACUCCGAAUCACGUAAGGCGUGGGAAAUUAACAUCGGAGCACAAACAGACCCCGCGUCAUUCAAUGACCUCGAACAAUUCCUGUUCAGCCGUGUACGUGCUCUGGAAGCCUUCGAUCGAGUAUCGACCUCUCGUAAGGCGCAUUCUAACCCAAUCGCCAAAGCCAAUCCUCAACGCAGCGCGAAAGUACAUCAAACAAAUAUCAACCGAGCGAACGAGAACGAAUCAAAACAGUCCACGGCCGUACCCUCAGGGCUAAAUUGUGCCUUAUGCACAAAGUCGCAUUAUAUUUCAACGUGUCCCGAGUAUCGCAACAAAACACCGGAUCAGCGGCGCGAGCUUCUCGUACAGCGAAAUCUGUGUUUCAAUUGUCUCGGGGCGCACCAAACCAGAAACUGUCGGACAGCAAAGCGGUGUCAAGUGUGCACUGGCCCACAUCACACCACGAUACAUCGUUCGAAAGCCGUGGAGCAACGAGCUCCCGGUUCCAGCGCCACGUCGCCAUCGGAAGCACCUGAGCCUAGCAAACAAACUAACGGUGCGGCGAUCCCGGGUCGCGAUGAUCAGCCUAGCACCUUCGUCUCAACAAACGUUGCACUUACAAGUACGAUCCAAUACAAACCAGUACUGCUUGCAACCGCGCUCGUGAAGGUCACCUCUCGUACCGGGGAAGAACUCAUAAUUAGAGCGUUACUCGAUCAAGCAUCGGAGGUGUCAUUCGUCACAGAAUCACUCGCCCAACGCUUAGCAUUGCCAAGAAUGAAUACCUCGCUGCCUAUACGCGGAAUCGGUGGCAAGCGCACCGUCAACGCGCGCGGACUCGUCAAUCUCAAUAUCCAGUCUCGCGUCAGAACGUUUUCGCUUCCCGUAAAUGCAUACAUACUUGCAAAACUAACGUCUUACGUUCCCCCUUGUCGAGUACUCAAAAAUAACUGGCCUCAUCUAGAAAAUCUAGAACUUGCCGAUCCAGACUCGUCCUCAACACGAGCAAUUGAUCUUCUUCUUGGAGCAGAGGCCUAG